Bicyclus anynana (squinting bush brown) is the source of this 826-nucleotide messenger RNA. It is a transcript of the gene RpL10, whose product is annotated as 60S ribosomal protein L10. Lineage: Eukaryota; Metazoa; Arthropoda; Insecta; Lepidoptera; Nymphalidae. The coding region runs from base 134 to 793 and encodes 219 amino acids. Gene Ontology annotation, cellular component: cytosolic large ribosomal subunit; ribosome. Gene Ontology annotation, biological process: ribosomal large subunit assembly; translation. The record is from RefSeq and is a predicted model, not a curated record. The transcript has 5 exons. Gene Ontology annotation, molecular function: structural constituent of ribosome.
AAAUAGGCGUAAACACUAGUACUCAGAGCCGUAAAGCCAGUUAAAAAAUAGUAGUCGUACUGUCACACUACCUGUCAAGUGUCAAAUUUGUCAAACUUCUUUCAAAGUCGGGGUGCCACUUGUGAAGUUCACAAUGGGGCGCCGACCAGCGAGAUGCUAUCGGUACUGUAAAAACAAACCGUACCCAAAAUCGCGGUUCUGCCGUGGUGUGCCUGAUCCAAAGAUUCGCAUCUUCGAUUUGGGCAAAAAGAAAGCAGCCGUGGACGACUUCCCACUAUGCGUGCACUUGGUGUCCGACGAGUAUGAACAGCUCAGCUCUGAAGCCCUGGAGGCCGGGCGCAUUUGCUGCAACAAAUACUUGGUGAAGAACUGCGGCAAAGACCAGUUCCACAUCCGCAUAAGGUUGCAUCCAUUCCACGUUAUCCGCAUCAACAAAAUGUUGUCAUGCGCUGGGGCUGAUAGGCUCCAGACUGGGAUGAGAGGUGCGUUUGGCAAGCCACAAGGCACGGUAGCCCGUGUGCGCAUCGGCCAGCCCAUCAUGUCCGUGCGCUCCAGUGACAGGUGGAAGGCGCAGGUCAUUGAGGCUCUGCGUCGUGCCAAGUUCAAGUUCCCUGGUCGUCAGAAGAUCUAUGUAUCCAAGAGAUGGGGCUUCACAAAGUACGACCGCGACGAGUAUGAGAAGUUGCGUGACGACGGACGCCUCGCCAACGACGGCUGCAACGUGCGCUACCGGCCCGAGCACGGCCCGCUCGACACCUGGCGCAAGGUGCAGACCGAGCUGCACAAUGUGUAGACCUUACAUUUGUAAUAUACUGUGCUUUCACUA